GCGCAGAGCGAGGCAGGGAGGCGGCGGGUGCCGGCGCUCCGCGGCUGCGCGGCGCGUGCUGGCGGCGGCUCGGUCCCGGCCCGCGCCCGCGGGGUCCCCGCUGCGGCCGGAGCGGCCUGGCUGCGGGAUCCGUGUGCAGCGAUGGCGGGGCAAGCCCUGCGGCGCCCGGCCUGGGUACCACUGCUCCUGCGGCUGAUGCUGGCGGGGAUCGCUGCCUGCGAUGCCAGCCCUGCGGAUGACAGCGCGGGCCCGGGGGGCCGGGGACCCCGGGGACGCGCGCGAGGGGACGCGGGCGCGGACGAGGCAGUGCAGCGCCACGACUCCUCCUACGGCACCUUCGCCAGCGAGUUCUACGACCUGCGCUACCUGUCAGAAGAGGGCUACCCUUUCCCCACUGCUCCUCCUGUGGACCCAUUUGCCAAAAUCAAAGUGGAAGACUGUGGAAGAACUAAGGGAUGCUUCAGAUAUGGAAAGCCAGGCUGUAACGCAGAAACGUGUGACUACUUCCUUAGCUACCGGAUGAUAGGCGCCGAUGUGGAGUUUGAGCUGAGUGCAGACACAGAUGGUUGGGUCGCGGUUGGAUUCUCUUCGGACAAAAAGAUGGGUGGUGAUGACGUCAUGGCCUGCGUCCAUGAUGACAAUGGCAGAGUCCGUAUACAGCACUUCUAUAACGUGGGCCAGUGGGCAAAGGAGGUGCAGAGAAAUCCUGCCCGAGAUGAAGAAGGAGUUUUCGAGAACAACCGUGUCACCUGCAGGUUUAAGCGUCCUGUGAAUGUUCCCAGGGAUGAAACGAUUGUGGACCUGCACUUGAGUUGGUACUAUCUGUUUGCUUGGGGUCCAGCCAUUCAGGGCUCCAUCACUCGUCACGACAUAGACUCUCCACCAGCUUCAGAGCGCGUUGUCAGCAUUUACAAGUACGAAGACAUUUUCAUGCCAUCGGCUGCCUACCAGACCUUCUCCUCGCCAUUUUGUCUGCUUCUCAUUGUUGCCCUGACCUUCUACCUGCUGAUGGGAACCCCUUAAUCGCCGCCGCAAGCCACAGACUAGAUGGAGUGAAGAACCUUCAGUAUAUAUUUUUCAAUAACCGCCUGUAUAAUUUUAGCUUCUCUGAUCUAAAAACAAGUCAUGAUUUCAACAUUUUUUUGGGGGGGAAAAAAGAGCAAGCUUCUCUCCUAGUCAGACAGGAUUGUCAAGGCAACCCUACUUUCAGGAAGCACUUAACACAUUUGCAAACACUUCCAAAUAUGUUCUCUGUUUGAGCUGUACAGUAUCUAUGCAUUGGCUUGGUAAAACUGUCAGGGCCAUCAUAGAAUGGGGUUUAAACCCAGACAAAGGAUGCCUAUUGUUGGCAUGUCUCACAGCCUUGGCUAACGUGAUCAGACAGCACACAGUAAGGCAGGGAAAUUAGACAUGGGACGUAUACCUCAGAACAGUCUUUCCUUUGAGUAGUACUGUACAAGGGGGUUACUUUGCAUGUGGCCAUGGAGAUCUUGACGGGAUGUCACAAUGUGUCAUCAGCCUCUUGAGAACAUUUCCAUGGAGCAUAAAUGCCUUUAGAUAGUCACGCGGUUGAUGGGGAGCCUAGGAGAGAUUCUAGUGAUAAGCAAGUGGUUUGUAUUUAUCUAAACCAUCUUCUCAAUUAGUGGGUAGUUAUGAGAAAACAAUCUUAUGUCACUGUUAGGAAGGAUUAAAAAUGUGGAUGUUCCUGAAGCUGUAGAAUUAUUUUUAAUGAUAAAAAUAGGAGAAUUCUUAGUAGUUCGAAUUUGCUCUCUUCUGCUACUGUAUUCUACCAAGUAAGGUGUUCCUGGGUGGCUGUAGCCAAUGAUGUUUUUCAAGUUAGCAUACAAUAAGUAUAAUAGAAUAUCCACCAUAACAGAUAAGUCAUCUUAAGGAAAACAAGGCAUUUUAAUCAUAUAUCAAUGUUUUUAAAGGCUGUAGACAUCGGGAGCAAAAAUGGGGCAGGGGGCCCUAAGGUAAAUUAAUCAAGAGUAUAUAUUUAAAAUGUUCAGUUCUAUGUUUCCUUUUGUCAAAAGAGCCAGAUACUCUUUUAGUCCAAAUACCUAUGCUAGCAGCCUGCCAAAUGGAGAGAGAAUAGCUGUGGGCACUUACACCUUGGGGUCAGUCCCAUUGUGGCAUUCCAGAAUUCUCUGAUUUGUUCCCAUUGCUUCCGAGCUGGCUCCAGCUUUCUAGGUGAGCAACAGCAGAUUUCUAAGGUCGUCUCCAAGAUUCAGGUCAGAGGUGAAGGUCUGCCUAUGGCAAAGUGUUCAGAUUCUUCUGAGCUGGAGCCAAAAUAAAGUAAAUAUUGCUACUUUGUGACACCUCCCACACUCAGUUUCAAAUUCAAGGUUCAAGUUGAAGGCCUUGCCUCACUACAAUUAUCUCUUCCCUGAGCCCUCUGAUCUUAUUCAAGCUUGGCUCGGACAUCAGCUUCUCAGCGUUAGGGGCUGGUUUAGAAGUGAGGGUUGGGAGUAGAUAGAGACAUCUGUGCUGUAAAUAAAAAGACCAAUAUUUUUAUAACCCUUAUGUGUACAAUAGUUGAUCUAUAGUUAGCAGAGCCAAUAGAGACAGACUUCAGUGACCAGUUAGGAGCAGAGCGACUGGUGUCUCCCUUCCACCAAUGUUUCAAAUCAAGUUUCACUGAGUCUUUCAACUUUGGUGACCAGUUUUGUAUAUUUUUUUGCCUGGAACUUUUGGAGUCAUCCUUGCCCUUACUGUAACAUGCAUGUGACCCUACUAAGCGUUAGUCUUCUCUGCUUCAGGACCUCUACUUGUCCCAGCAAAUCUGAGGGGCCUUGGGUUCUUCCAGCCUGCUCCCCUCUUUCAGCUGUGCUGUCUUCUGGCCUGUGGAUGAUGAUCUCAUUUGAAAGGCUCUAACUUCAUUAUCUCUUCCUAUGGUCCUCUGGACUAGGGUUAGGACUUAUUCAAGUGCUCCCGAAGCCCACUGGGCUUCCUCAGCACACACGUUAGGCUUUAGUGACAUCUCAGGCUUUGGCUGCUAAGCCCUCAUAUAGGAGCUAUUUCUCAAUGCUCACCCUUGUGACAGACACUACUUUUUAGUAAGUAUUCAGCAAACUGAUGGGCCAAGUUACAAACUGUCUCGAUGUUGUGAGUUUAUUGGAGCCAGAGGAAUCUCUUUUAUAUACUUUACCUGACGAGCCAAUGUUUUUAUGUCCCCCUCCUUGAGAUCAAACCCUGUCUUCCAAAACAUAAAUGACAGAAUCCUUAGUGACUUUGUUGGUUUUGCCUUUCCGUGGACAUCGGUUGGCAUUUUUGACAAUAAAUCAUUGUCCUGGAAUAAGAAUUUACGGACUAGGGAUGCAUUGCAACAGUUGACCAUUGUUGCUAGAGAACUAGCCACUGAAAGACCUGCUGGAGUUAAAGCCAGAUAAACUGGCUUUUUAUGUUAGGUUCAUUCUUACCUGAUGUAAGAGAAAGGACCUUUACCCCUCCACUCAUUCGCUCUCUCCUUCAGCUGGGCCUCACAGUCCUCCUCCUGCAGCAUCCUGACUCCUGGCUGCUGCUAUCUCAAGCACAUACCACAGAUCGGACACUGCGUUUUCCUUUCUAAUUUCAUGUUUGUCCUGAGGAAGACGCCUAUCAGUGCUUUUUGGUAAAAAUGCCCAAGUGAAGUAUAAGUGGCAGAUAAACGUACACUAGUUUAAUGCACGUAUUUUGCAAGAGGUAGCCUGGGCUAAGGGAGGUGACAUGACUUCCUCAACCUCAUGCAGAGUCUUUAAAACUUCCAUUAAAUAGAGCCUGCCAUGCAUACUUAAACCAACUGGGUGCCUUCACCUGCCUCCUGGCACUUCACAUGGAGUAGAGAACUUCUUACAGCUGUGUUUGAGGAAAGGAACACGGUUUUUUUUUUUUCUUUUUUUAUUUAAGGUUUAUUUAUUUAUUUUAUGUAUAUGAGUGCUCUACCUGCAUGUGCACCUGUGUGCCAGGAGAGGGCAUCAGAUCCCAUUACAGAUGGUUGUGAGCCACCAUGUGCUUGCUGGGGAUUGAACUCAGGACCUCUGGAAGAGUAGACCUUUUAACUGCUGAGCCAUUUCUCCAACCACCCCCGACCCCCACAUUUAACUUUGUAUCACUUAAUUUUCUGCUUAAAAUCAUUUUAGUACUCUUGUUUUCUUUCUUUCCUUCUCCCUCUUCUUCUCCCUCUCCCUUCCCCUCUCCCUCUCCCGCUUUCCCUCUUUCUUUUCAGCACUGGGGACAUACCCAAGGCAUUGUACACUGAGCUAUAACCCCAGUUCAUUUUAGGAUCAUUAAUGUUUUUCAAACUAAUGUGUACAUUGGACAUGAUUGGAAGAAUGCAUUAGUUAAUGCUUAAAUUUGAUUUUCCUACAGACUUGGUCUGUCUUACAACAUGGAACUCCAUAGAGUGGAACACUUCUUGUCCUACUAUAGUCAAACACACAUUCAGAGAACAUUCAGAAGCCAUGUUCAGUUACCUUGGGUUGGUUUUGUCUUUAAAGAAAUGAGAAUGUUUGACACCUGAGGAAUAGGUUUCCAUCCCAGCACAAUCAUACUUUCUUGCAAUUCACGUGUACUAUCUAUAUUCAGGAUUUUGUCCGACAUGACAUUAGCACUGAGGUUGAAUGCCAUUCUUAGUUCUAGCACAGGAUUUCUUACAAUUUUCUUCUAAGGGGUCAGGUUGUAAAUAUUUUAACUUUGAACUUGUGUUGCAGCUGCUCUACUCUGCCACAGACAGCUCAAAAACAAGCAAGCAUGGCUGUGCUUUAGUAAAACAACUGAAAUUCGAACUUCAUAUACUUGGCAGAUACCAAAAUGGUCUAUUAAGUCUCAAAAAGCUAUUGGAAAAUGAAAAAAAAAAACAUUUUUUAGUUUACAGGCUGAACAAAAACAGGAAGUAGGCUGGGCUGGACUGGGCUGGGCUUGUGGAUUCUGGUUUUCCCACAGUGGCUUUAGUCAUGGGCCUACUAUUUAUCCAGUCAUUUGCAAAUCAUAUCACCAGGAACUUAUCAUUAUCUAGUUGUAAAACUAUUAACAUUGGGGAAUAAUUUGUUUAAAAAUGACUUACAGUUGGUUUGCUGCUAUAACUGAGUAACAUAGAGGCAUCCUUGCACAUGUGGGCUGUCAUGUGUCUCCUGGAGUUGGCACAGAAGAGGUAACAGUGACGAACCAGUCUGGGUAAGCGACAGCUUUGUUUUGCCUGAGGUCUGGCAGUCACGAACAUGUCUCACUGCGGAGCUACUCUUUUGGUGAACAUUUCUAUGCUUUAGAGUAAUUUAUUUCCAUGUAGAAUUUUUGAAAAAACUUAUCAUAAGGGUACGAGAGUGUUCUAUACAUGUGACACCUAUAGCUCAUAUAAUAAAACAAUGUGUGAGAGCCAACAGACUAGGUCACAAGCUGAGGUGACUGUAGUUGACUAUUGUACAUCCAUCAUCCAUACACUCCAGACAACAGCAUAUUUAGUAAACAGGUUGAUUAUUUUCAGUGUGUUUAUAUGUAUAUACACUUUGUACAUAUGUGACAGAUGGGAGUGUAUUUAUACAUAAACAUGCACUCGAGUGCGUGCCUGCACGUGUUUGUGCACACACACACACACACACACACACACACACACCACAUACACACACGAACACACACUCAUGUAGGCACACCAUAAAUGUUGAAGGUUAUUUUAGGGUUGGUUCUUUUUCUGAUCUCUUGUAUACUUUAAAACCCAGAGAUAAAACAUUGUGUGUGUGACAAGCAUACUUACCCUUGAAUUUUUGUUAGUUUGUAGAAAGGAUUCCUGGAUCUUUUAGUAAGCCUUGACUCAUCUAUUCAGCUUUAUAGAAAUCAUUAAGAACGUAUCUGUAUUGUUGCUUAAUUUAACUUUUCUAUAUGAAUAACUGGCAUGUUACAUGGCAGCCUAAACAUGUUUUAAGUUGCAUUAGUUUUCUCAUUCUAUUUUAUUAUUCAGUGAGCAACUUGUGUAGUUUCAAGUUGGAUUUCCUUGUGUUUUUUAUUUAACAGAUGACUUGCAUAUAAUUUCCUUUUCCUGAAAAUAGUAGUUAGGGAAAUAAGAGCUUAAAUAUGCUUGGCAAUGGAAAAACAUGUAAAUCUAGCCUUGGGGGGAGGGAGGCGUGUUCUAUUUAAGAAUACACUAACGACCGGGUAAUAUUUUCAGUUUUCUCUCAAAUAUUUGCUAUUAGGUGAGAAACCAUUCAGGCUGAUUCUUCUGGAAUGUAAUCAAUUCUCUAAGUUUGCAGAAUGCUCAGUGGGUGUGGCACUCACCCAGGUCACUAGACUCUUUGCUGCUUCAUCGACUAGAAAUGCCCUGCCCCCUCACCCUGAAGAGUGAAUGCAGCUUCUCCACAUGCCUUAUCCCCACUGAUGCAUCGACAUGCUGGAGCAGUCUGGCUCCACAAAGUACUAAUACAGUUUUUUUGAGACUGCCUACAAAAUACUAUUUUGUUAAAACUAUGCCUUUAAAUAGACACUGAUGGGUUAUAUUUGUUUUAUAAAAAGUUGUGUACCUUUCAAUGUUCAAUCGUGAUUGAUUUUGAGAUUAUAUAUAAAUGUAUAUUUAUAAGCCUGUCUUAUGUGGAUUUUUACUCUAAGAAGUGUGGCACAUUACUAAUAAAGAUAUGGGUUUCUAUUUAUGUAAAGUCAUUGUAGCAACACUCCUAACUGCUACCUGAAUGAUUAUUCUGUUCAUUGGCCACCAUACAUACUUUUAUCUUUAGAAUAUUAAGUUAUACUCAGAAUAUAUUAACCAAGAUGAAACUUUAAAAACAUAAAAUCUCAACAUAAUUUGAAAUUCUUCCUGUUGAUGUAAUUAAAACUAGUUUAUAAUUCCUUA
Mastomys coucha (southern multimammate mouse) is the source of this 6811-nucleotide messenger RNA. It is a transcript of the gene Frrs1l, whose product is annotated as ferric chelate reductase 1 like. Bases 142 to 1023 code for a protein of 293 amino acids. The transcript is spliced from 5 exons. Gene Ontology annotation, biological process: regulation of glutamate receptor signaling pathway. The record is from RefSeq and is a predicted model, not a curated record. Lineage: Eukaryota; Metazoa; Chordata; Mammalia; Rodentia; Muridae.